Cornus florida is the source of this 3207-nucleotide messenger RNA. RefSeq names its product potassium transporter 11-like. NCBI's taxonomy places the organism in Eukaryota, Viridiplantae, Streptophyta, Magnoliopsida, Cornales, Cornaceae. Gene Ontology annotation, molecular function: potassium ion transmembrane transporter activity. The record is from RefSeq and is a predicted model, not a curated record. The transcript is spliced from 8 exons. Gene Ontology annotation, cellular component: membrane. Bases 753 to 3137 code for a protein of 794 amino acids. Gene Ontology annotation, biological process: potassium ion transmembrane transport.
UUUCUAACAAACGUGUCGCGUGGAAAUAAUUGGAAAUGAAGGACGUCGACCUUCUCUCCCCUCUCUCUCUCCUCUCUCUCCGCUCUCUCUCUCUAUAAUGACAGAAAGCUAGAGAGAGAAGGGGUGAGCUUUGUCGUUAAUGCUCCGGAGAGAGCUCCAAUUCUGAUGACUUAUUUCUGCGCAGGGGAAAAAAGAAAAACAUCAGAACACUGCACAGAAAGACUUUUGCUUUUCCGUCACUGCUUUCAUUUUCACUUCCUGUGGAUUGAGUUUUGUUGAGUUCUCUCAAUUUUGUCUGCUUUGAAGAAUCUGCUGUUUUGCUUCAUGCGUUUGUGAAAAUUUGAGUUGGGUUUGUGGGUUUUGUGGCUGGUAUUGAUUGGCUCCUUGAGCUGACCCCACCUUCAAUUUUCAUGACAGCAGAUGAUAUUGUCAAAUCUCUAUCUAGGUUUGCUAUUUACCAAUUUAUGAGAGAUUUUUGAGCUCUCCUGUCCUCAAUAGUCUCUCUGGGUAAUACAAUUUAUAUGCAUCAAUUACAAGCUUGUAUAUUAAGUUGUGGUUUUCACAUUUAAUUAUCUUGUUGGGUUCAAUUCUUAGUUCAAUUUGAGCGUGGAAUUGUUGCGAGGAUCCAAUAAGGGGAAUUGGGUUUCAUUCAUUUUUGUAGAAUUUUGGUUAACAUUUUUGUAUGAAUUUGUGGACUUGAAUCUAGAGAGAGAAAGGUAGUGAAAAGGCAGAAUCAAUUUAAUUAGCUUAGAAUGGCUUCUCCUGGGGCGGAAAUUGAUGACCAAUCAACUGAAAACAAAGGUAGCAUGUGGGUUUUGGAUCAGAAGCUUGAUCAGCCCAUGGAUGAGGAGGCUGGAAGAAUUAAAAAUAUGUAUAAAGAAAAGAAAUUCUCCGCGCUACUGCUUCUGCGACUUGCAUUUCAGAGUCUUGGAGUGGUCUAUGGAGACUUGGGAACUUCUCCCUUGUAUGUGUUCUACAAUACAUUUCCUCAUGGAAUUGAAGAUAAAGAGGAUGUCAUUGGAGCUCUUUCAUUGAUUAUCUACUCCCUUACUCUAAUCCCGCUCCUCAAAUAUGUUUUUAUAGUGUGCAAGGCAAAUGACAGUGGUCAAGGUGGAACCUUUGCUCUUUAUUCAUUGCUGUGUCGCCAUGCAAAAAUAAAAACAAUUCCUAACCAGCAUCGAACUGAUGAGGAAUUGACAACAUAUAGUCGGAGCACAUUCCAUGAGAAUUCUUUUGCUGCGAAAACCAAGAGAUGGUUGGAGAGACGUCCAUAUAGGAAGAAUGGUCUUCUUAUACUUGUCCUUGUUGGCACUUGCAUGGUGAUUGGAGAUGGUAUUCUCACUCCAGCUAUUUCAGUUCUUUCAGCUGCUGGCGGAAUCAAGGUAGACCACCCCAAGAUGAGUACUGAUGUAGUUGUGCUUGUCGCUGUUGGCAUAUUAGUAGGUUUGUUUAGCAUGCAACACUAUGGUACAGAUAAGGUUGGGUGGCUUUUUGCUCCAAUUGUGCUGCUUUGGUUUCUGUUAAUAGGAGGUAUUGGCAUAUUCAAUAUUUGGAAAUAUGACAGCAGUGCUCUUAAAGCUUUUUCACCUGUGUAUAUAUAUCGGUAUUUUCAAAGGGGUGGGAAAGACGGUUGGACCUCUCUCGGAGGUAUCAUGCUUAGUAUUACAGGGACUGAGGCGCUGUUUGCUGACCUGGCUCAUUUCCCUGUUUCUGCUAUCCAGCUUGCUUUCACAGUAGUUGUGUUUCCUUGCCUUCUUUUAGCCUAUUCUGGACAAGCUGCGUACCUAAUGAGUAAUCCAAACCACGUGAAAGAUGCGUUCUAUCGUUCUAUCCCAGACAGCAUAUACUGGCCAGUGUUCAUAAUUGCUACUUUUGCUGCCAUUGUCGCAAGUCAGGCCACAAUAUCUGCUAGCUUUUCAAUAAUCAAGCAGGCUGUUGCACUUGGCUGUUUUCCAAGAGUCAAGGUUGUACAUACAUCAAAGAAAUUCCUUGGGCAGAUAUAUAUUCCAGAUAUAAAUUGGAUCCUUAUGAUUCUUUGUAUUGCUGUGACUGCUGGAUUCAAAAAUCAAAACCAAAUUGGCAACGCUUACGGAACAGCUGUUGUUAUAGUCAUGUUGGCAACCACAUUCCUCAUGAUUUUGAUCAUGUCGAUAGUAUGGCGCUGCCAUUGGUUUCUUGUCCUCAUCUUCACUGCCUUAUCACUGUUAGUGGAGUUGACUUACUUCUCAGCUGUCCUUUUCAAGGUUGACCAGGGUGGGUGGGUUCCUCUUGUGAUUGCAGCAGCCUUUCUUAUCAUCAUGACCGUCUGGCAUUAUGGUACAGUGAAACGCUAUGAGUUUGAGAUGCACAGUAAGGUAUCAAUGGCAUGGCUUCUUGGGCUCGGUCCGAGUUUGGGACUGGUUCGUGUUCCCGGUAUAGGACUUGUGUACACUGAGCUACCAAGAGGGGUGCCUCACAUCUUUUCCCACUUCAUCACAAACCUACCAGCUAUCCAUUCUGUCGUCGUAUUUGUAUGUGUGAAGUACCUUCCUGUUUACACCGUCCCAGAAGAAGAGAGAUUCCUUGUAAAACGGAUUGGACCCAAGAAUUUUCACAUGUUCCGUUGCGUUGCAAGAUAUGGUUACAAAGAUAUCCACAAGAAGGAUGAUGAUUUUGAGACAAAGCUCUUUGAUAACCUCUUCAUGUUUGUCCGGCUUGAAUCCAUGAUGGAAGGGUGUUCUGACUCGGAGGAGUAUAGUAUAUAUGGUCAGCAAACUCUGCAGUCGAGAGAACUUCUGUUAAAAGAUAACAACACCACCACAUCUUCCUCCAACGUGAACCAGACGAUUUCGACAAUAGACACUAUUGUGCCUUGUAAAUCUCCCAUCCAGGCUAAUAAUACUGUAUCGUCGUUGGAGCAAGGAAGCAGCCAUACAGACGUCGAUGAGAUGGAGUUCUUGACGAACUGUAGAGAUGCUGGGGUGGUGCAUAUAUUAGGAAACACAGUGGUGAGAGCAAGGAGGGAUUCGAGUAUUUAUAAGAAGAUAGCGGUUGAUUAUAUAUAUGCAUUUCUUAGGAAAAUAUGCAGGGAUAACAGUGUGAUUUUCAAUGUUCCUCAUGAAAGCCUGUUGAACGUUGGGCAGGUAUUCUAUGUAUGAUUUUUUUUGAAUUUGAUCAGUAAGAUCAAUAGAUUAUGUUUGUGGUCUUCAAUUGAUCCUUAAUUUUAUA